This is a messenger RNA of Peromyscus maniculatus bairdii (prairie deer mouse), 2521 nucleotides long. It is a transcript of the gene Rlig1, whose product is annotated as RNA 5'-phosphate and 3'-OH ligase 1. The record is from RefSeq and is a predicted model, not a curated record. NCBI's taxonomy places the organism in Eukaryota, Metazoa, Chordata, Mammalia, Rodentia, Cricetidae. Gene Ontology annotation, biological process: response to reactive oxygen species. Gene Ontology annotation, molecular function: RNA ligase (ATP) activity.
CACAGGCGCACUACAACUCCCAGAAUGCCCCGCGAAUAGGCGGUCGCUUCCGGGCGUGCGUCCCCGCCCCUCGUCGGGGUGGAGCUUGGCGCCGCAAUUUGGAUCCCCAGGCAGCACCGAGAUCGUUUCCCGGGCCGGUUGCUGCUGCAGGGCUUCCUCCGCCCUGGACCCAGCGCUGUGGAGACACGGUGGGCGUGGGCACCAUGAGGCGCCUGGGCUCGGUGCAGCGGAAGAUGCCCUGCGUGUUUGUGACGGAAGUGAAAGCCGAGCCCUCGGCCAAGCGGGAGCAUCAGCCAUUUAAAGUUUUGGCAACUGAAACUCUAAGUGAAAAGGCGUUAGAUGCAGAUGUAUACAGUGCCAUUGCAACAGAAAAAGUGGAUGGAACAUGUUGUUAUGUUACUAACUACAAAGGUCAGCCAUACCUUUGGGCUCGACUAGAUAGAAAACCUAACAAGCAGGCUGACAAAAGAUUUAAAAAAUUUCUACAUUCAAAAGAAAGCUCAAAAGAGUUUCUUUGGAACACCGAGGAAGAUUUCAAACCUGUCCCAGAGUGUUGGAUACCAGCAAAGGAAAUAGAACAACAGAAUGGGAAACCAGUACCUGAUGAAAACGGACACAUUCCUGGUUGGGUGCCCGUGGAAAAGAACAGCAAACAGUACUGCUGGCAUUCGUCUGUAGUGAACUACGAGUUUGGAAUUGCCCUGGUACUACGGCAUGAUCCCGACAAGCCUGGACUUUUGGAAAUCAGUGCCGUGCCCCUGUCAGAGCUUUUAGAGCAAACCCUGGAGCUGAUAGGAACAAAUAUCAAUGGGAACCCAUACGGGCUAGGAAGCAAGAAAUAUCCAUUGCACUUUCUUAUACCCCACGGAGCCUUCCAAGUAAGAAAUGUGCCCGCGCUGAAGCACAAUGACUUGCUGUCCUGGUUUGAAGACUGCAGAGAGGGGAAAAUCGAAGGGAUCGUGUGGCACUGUGGUGAUGGCUGUUUACUUAAGGUCCAUCGCCAUCAUCUUGGUUUAUGCUGGCCACUUCCAGAUACUUACAUGAAUUCCAAACCAGUUAUUAUUAACAUGAAUCUGAACAAGUAUGACUGUGCAUUUGAUAGUGAGGGUUUGUUUAAUCGGUUUUCAAAAUUAGAUAAACAGAAAUUUGAUAGGCUUAAAGAUAUAAUACUUGAUGUAUAAAAUGGAAAUAUAGUUAGAAUUAUUGCAAACAGUCUGCUAUUUUACAGAGGUUAAAAUAACUCAAGGGUCUAUUUAAUUUUGCUAGGUAUUUGACAAAAUAUGUAUAAAUUCUAAACAUUUAUGUAUCUGUAUUUAAAGAAACCAUGGGAUUUGAAUAUCUUAACACAAAAAUAAAUAUAAAAUAAUUCCAUCUGAAACUUCCAUUUUAAAUGGUAAAAUUGUUAAGCUUACCUUUAUGCUUUUAGAAAAUUUAAGACAUUAUAAAAAUAGGGAUAUCUAUCAUAGCUCAUUGUGCACUAUACAGUCAUAAAUUAUUCAUGUUUUCAAAAAUAUACUUUUCUACCAAGUUAAAACUAAAUAUGAUUUUAUUUUUAAGCAAAAAUACAGUAUUUUGAGAUGAAUUCUAUAGUUCAGAGACUUCUUGAUUUCCAGCUGAAACUUUUAAACUUAUAAAAUAGUUUUAAAUCUACAGUUAAAUGUGGUCUUUAAUAAAUAGGGAAACUAUUAGGACUUUCUCUGUCUUCUGUCUGUUCAGAAGCUUCAACAGGGCUAGGUAAUUCAAAUCCAAAUUGUUCGGAAAGUUUUUGUAACUUCUCUUCUAAUAGAAUAUUUUUUUUCACUUCUUCCUUAUAAUUGUACUUCAGGUCUUCAAUUUCUUCAAAAAAUGAAGGAUCAAAAUUUUCCAGUUCUUUUUUCAGCUUUUUAAUUUCCUCCUGAAAGUCACAUGUAGAAAUACAUAUUUUUGGCUUGCCAUUUAGGAGCUUUGAUUACAAACAUGAAAACCCAAAUAACACAAACAGUAAAAUAUCAAGAAAAGUAUUUAAGACUUUUGUUAAUAAGGUUCCAUUGUACCACAUCAAUAACUUAGCAGUGGCCAUCUCUGGCUGAAGUUUAUGAGUGCUUCCAUAGCUUUGGGAUAGAAUCUUUCUCUGAACUGCAUCAGAUAGUCUCAGUGAGGCAAACAAAAGGGACUCUUCUCUUCACUACACUGAAGUUCCUGUCUUCAGAGUUUUCAGUAUUUUCUUUACAGUUCUAACUUUUUUACUUUUAUAAAUAAUGUUUAUGGGAAUCCCGGGACUUGUAAAAGUCAAGCACCCGGUGAAGAGAAUGUGUCCAUGAACGGCUGUUUUCACUACCCAGUGAUGAGGCAGGGCUCACUUCCAGACUCUUGUGCUUCUGGGUCUUAAGGUAGAGCACAGAAAUGUUUUAAGGGAAAGAUCCCUGGACAUAAUUCCAAAAGGUACUUAGAAACACUGUUUCCAACAUGACCUACAAAUUAAAACAUUUAAAAACUGUACAUUUGUUAUAAUUUAAAAAUAAAUUUAUUCUCUAGACCUUUC